Messenger RNA from Paramacrobiotus metropolitanus, 1785 nucleotides. RefSeq lists its product as uncharacterized. Bases 102 to 1511 code for a protein of 469 amino acids. Lineage: Eukaryota; Metazoa; Tardigrada; Eutardigrada; Parachela; Macrobiotidae. The record is from RefSeq and is a predicted model, not a curated record. The transcript is spliced from 7 exons.
UGUACGUACAGUAUCUUUCUCGAAAGCGCGACUGUAAUUAAUACAGUAAAUUCUGUCAAGCACAAAUUCGCAUUUCACAUAAUAAAUUUUACUAAAUCGACAUGAUUCUCACCUUUCUCUUCUACUUUGCUGCAUUGGGCAUCGUCGCAAAUUCAGCUCAACAAUGUUCUCCGUCCCUUCCAACCACUCUACAAGGCGUAGGCGGGGACACACCUAAACAGGCUGAUGGUGUUUGGUAUGUCUACCGAAAAAUGGGAGGAAACUAUUCCACAGCAGCGCAGAUUCAAAUCACCAGCGUGGCGCCGUAUCCCGAUCCGGUCACCAGUCAACCAGGAUAUCUGCAAUGGUGGCAGAUCGUUUCUGAUACAGCCGGUGCACCGUGUCAACAUCAGUUCUGGACAGGGUCGUAUACGAAUGGGGGGAUGCAAAUCGGUGAUCUGGGUGGAUCUGAUGAUAACUAUAUUAUGCGUCCAACUGAUUUCGUGGUCUUGUAUCAUGAUUAUCAGAACCUUAUGGUGACUUACGGGUGCAGUAAGUCCCAAGCGGAUAAUGUCCACUGUGCCACAGCCACCAUCAUAGCUCAAACCCGAAAACGUCCAGACCAACUGUCGGCAUCGGAAAUGGACAAUUUUGAUAGCAUUAUCAACUCCGUCUUCUCCAAAUACUGCGUGACGGUGCAGACUAUACCGAAGGACGUAUAUGGGCCAAAGGGCACCUGCACUGCGAUCGACCCGCCGUUCUGCGUUGCUCAGGAUAUUCAAGGAAUGAAGAACACCAUAAUAAACGCCACAAGUCCACCGGCAACCACGAGUUCGCCAAACUAUGGGAGCAAUACUCCGACGACUACGGGCUGUAAAUGGCCAAAUGCGUUUCCCUCACAAGGCGUAGUGAACAACAAGCUGAUGGACGGGAGGUUCUAUAUAUGGCGAAGAAUGUUUGCACCCGAAGCAAGUCCAGUAAAUCAACAAGUUGAUUUCCACGAUGUGGGAGCCUCCGCUUCUCCUCUGAUCAAUGCUACAGCUCGCACUAUCUGGGCCGAAUACGCUAACUAUGCCAGUGCUAAUUCUAGCCAAUGUGUCAACGGUUUAUUUGUGGGACAGAUUCAAGAUACCGGGCUUUUAACCGGACUCGUCAUCCCGUACACAGCUGAUGGAGCUCCGCAGCCUCUCACCGCGAUGUUUUUGUAUGCUGACACCACGCAGCUCUUGUUUUACGGUUGCGGCGCGCAGAAUCUGCAGACCGGCAUCUGCGAUGCGCCGGUUGUUGCGCACUGCACUAAGGCCAACCCGUUGCAAAUGACCCAGACUGAGAAAGAUGCCUUGGACGCCCUAGAGGAUCGCUUCCUGAGUCAAUACGGAUGCAGCGCUGCCAAAGAUGUUCCGUUGAUUUUUCAUACAUCGGACAAGCCGCUGUGCCCGAUGACACCACCGACAGAUUGCAUGCAAAAUCACAUCACAGGAUACCAACAAGUCCUAGCGUCCAUGAACGCGGGCAGCGGUUAUUCUUAUUGAUGCGCAAUAAAACGAUAUUCCAAUUUUUGUACAGCCCAGAAAAGUUUUAACAUAGAUAUGCUGGCCGGGCGACAAAGUGUGGAAGUUUACUGCCAUAACGAUAUGCUACGGCACUUGUACUGUGGUCAUGCUGCCUUCAGAAACUGUCCAACAGACCCUGUUUAUACAAACCUACGGUCUGUGCAAGACCCACAGCAUAUUUCUAGACUUUUUGGAAAACAUUUUUGCUAAUAUCUUACCUAUUUGUGGGCUUGAAUUUGUCAGUUUUGUUAUU